This is a messenger RNA of Entamoeba dispar SAW760, 2352 nucleotides long. RefSeq lists its product as uncharacterized. Bases 1 to 2352 code for a protein of 783 amino acids. The transcript has a single exon. Gene Ontology annotation, molecular function: GTPase activity; microtubule binding. Lineage: Eukaryota; Evosea; Mastigamoebida; Endamoebidae. Gene Ontology annotation, cellular component: cytoplasm; membrane; microtubule. The record is from RefSeq and is a predicted model, not a curated record.
AUGAGUUCAACACAAGUUGUCAGAGAUAUUUUACAAGUAGCUAAAGGAAUGUUACCUCCAAGUCAACAAUCUACACAAAAUAUAAGAAGUAUAGAGGAAAUGGCACGUAGUCUUGUUGCUCAAAAAACUCAUAAUAUUCCAAGAGAAAAGACAGAAGAAGAAAAAGAAAAAGAAAGAGAGGCUGAACAAUUUAAAAAGCAUGUAGAAGAAGUAUUAAGACAAGAAAAAGAAAUGAUGCUUAAAGCAACUGAAAUUUCAAAUCAAAGAAGUACUUUCUUUGAAAAAUAUGAAGAUUGUGUUCGUACUACUAAAUCUAAUAAGAAACCAGAAAUUGUUAUUGUUGGAACUCAAGGGUCUGGUAAAUCAGAAUUAGUUGAAGGUAUUGUUGGAAUGCCUAUUGAAUAUAUUAAUACUUCUAUUGCAACAACUGUUCCUAUAGUUAUAGAAACUGUUUACAAACGUGGGGUAGAAGAUAAAUGCUUUUUCUUUAUGGAUAAUGAAUGGAAAGAAGUCAUAAUUGAUGAGGUUCCUAAAUUAAUAGAAAAAAGAUGCUAUGAAAAUAGAUCAAUUGGAUUUGAAGAAGUACUUAUAAAAAUAGAAUCUCAAAAUGUUAUUCCUUUAAAAAUAGUUGAUCUUCCAGGUUUUGUUGAAGAACAAAAUGAAACUCAAACAAAAGUAGAGAAAGUAUGGGAGAAGUAUGUAACAGAAGAAGAAGGAAAGUUUAUUCUUUGUGUUGAAAAAUCAACAGAAGAACGUGGAGAAAACGCUUGCGAAAGUUGGGUCAUAGAUAAAAAGAAAGUCCACAAAAAUGUUGUAAUAGUACAAAGUAAAUUUGAUAAUAGAAUUACUCAGGUUAAAGACAAAGAAGAGAUGAAAACAUAUCUUGAUGGUGAAACAGAAAACUGUAAAUAUUUCUAUGUCUCUUUCUUAAAUAAAAGAGGACUAACUAUCAAAGGAUUUCAGGAAUCUCUUCAAGAAAAACAAAUAGAUGACUUAAGAAGACUAGUAACUAUGGGGAUUAAUGAACAAUAUUUCAAGAAGAUUGGAAUCUGGAGAUUAAAUUCUUUUCUUAAGGAGGAAGUUAUUUAUGGAUAUAUGAAAGGGAUUAAUGAAAUGACCAAUUGUUUAAAAAAGCAGAUUGAAGAAACCGAUCAAGGAAUACAUCGUUUAGAAGAAGAAAAAGAGAGCAGUGAUGUAGAUGAACUUAAAAGAGGAUUAAAUAAUUCAGUUAGUAGUCUUGGAAAUUUAAUUGUGCAACUUAUCACUGGAGAAUGUACUAUAAGCCCAAAAGAGUAUGGAGAGACAAUGGAAGAAGAAAGAGCUCAAGUCAAAUGUGAAAAAUGGCCUGGAGUUGGAUCCGAGAUUAAUAUUGUUGGUAGUGGAAUGAAAUUGUAUGGAGGUGCUCAAUAUGAAAGAUUGUUAAGAGAAACAGAAGCAGCUUUACUAACAAUGGAAUUACCAGUACCAACUGCUGAUGAAGUCUGUGUUGCUAUGGGUAUUCAUGCUAUUGGAGGAAUGUUGAAUGGUGGAGAGAGAGUUAUUAGUGUUGUUAUUAAAACAAAAGCAUCACGUGCAUUACUUCCUAUUAUCUCAAUAUUGAUACAAAGAAUUACACAUGUUUUUGAGAGAUUGUUUAAUGUUGCACUUGAUGUAAUAGAAAAAGUGUUUGGAGAAAAGAGUUUAUUACAAAAUGGUGAAUUGAGUAAUGCUCUAAAAGAGGUUUAUAUUAAUUUUGCUAAAGAAAAGUUACGGUAUUGUGAAAAAAUGUUGAAGGAUGAUUUAAAUUCGUUUGUGAGUGUUGUUGAUUGGAGUAUGUUAUCAAGCACAACAACAGCCAUAGAAGAAGAGAUUGAUGAAGAAAAAACACAAGACGAAGAAGAGCUAAAACCAGUUGAUCAUAACCAAAAAAUUAAAGAACGAGUUCAGAAAAUGAUGGAAGAACGUGAUAAAAAUGAGGUAAAACUACUUCAAGAGUUAAGAAAUAUCAAUGGAGCAGAUUCUCACUCAUCCAUUUGUAAAAUUUGUCAACGGGUGUUUGGAGUUAUUCGAGAUAGUUUUUGGAGAAAUGCACGAAGUAAAUUAAAUGCAUAUUUCCUUCAACCCAUGAUUGGGGAAUUAAAAGAAGAAUUGUCAAGACAAAUUCCUACAUUAGGAAACAUUUUGACUGUACACAAAAAAAGUAGUGAAGAAGUUGAGGAUGAAAUUAAUAAAUUAAAUAAACAAAAGAAACAAUUGUGUGAAGAUUAUGAAGGAGUUGUGGAGGUCAAAAAUUUAUUGUUGUCAAUUCAGUCAAAAAAUCCAUCUAAAUCACCUAACUUUGAAAGUCCAAUGAAAAAAAGAGUAUUGUUUUAA